AUGGCGGCUGUAGAGUCUCUUGAGCGCGGGUCGAAGAGGUUUUAGUUUAAAUCGUGUCAAAGUGCCCCGGUUCUGACUGUAACUGUCAUUUUAUGGACAAAGAAAAGACGGAAACAGCGGCGGAGGCGGCGACAGGCGAAGCUACGACGCACUGAUGGAGGCCCAGAAUGGAGAGCCUCUACCAGGGGACAGUGGAAUGUUUGAUCCAGUGCACAAGGCACCUGAAGCAGACACAGAGGAGCCCAGAACAGACCCUGAGAUCAAAGAGGAGCUGCAGCAGAAAAUACACAAAGUACACAGUCUGGAGCAGGAGGAGUGUGAGGCGAUUGAACCGGUGUCUGAGGCUCCUAUUGUGGAUAUGGAGCUCUGUGAGACCUCUAGAGCAGACACAGACGAGGUAGAGCUGUGUGUGAAUGCCCACACUUUGAAGCAGGACCAGGAGGAGUGUGAGGCGUUUGACCCAGGGGACAGGGGAAUGUUUGACAUGGUCUGUGAGGCUCCUAUGACAGACUUGGAGGUGUCAGAGCUAAGACUCAGGGCCCACAGUCUGAAGCAGGAGUUGGAGCAGUGCAAAGCCGAACUGAGCAAACUUCAAAAACGUCUGAGCCAAUCUGAGAGAGUCCAGAGGAGUACAGAGAGCUACAACCAGGACCUCCGCAAACAGGUGGAGCAGUUGAGUGCAGAGCUUCAUGAAAGAAAGAAAAAAGAGAGACACAAAACUGAAGCAGAGACGCAGACGGAGGAGUACACGUGGACCGACACUGAUUAUUACAACUAUUACUACGGAGGGUACUACCAGGACACAGCAGCAGAGGGCGGGACUCAGGAGACGCUGAUGCCCCCUGGAGUUCAGCCGGAGGAGAGUGAGCUUGCAGAUGCUAAAUCUGCUACCGUGGAAACUGACGGGAAUGUGGAGGUGGAGGGGGAGGGAGGGGGUGCAGAGGACUCUACAGCACCCUCUAUUACAGCAGAAGCAGCAGACGGGGGCAUCAGCCAAGACUCCAACGCCACAGAGACCCCUGCAAAUCAGGAGGGUGAUGGUUCUAUUGCCGACAUGCUGAGAUCCACAGCGGAACAGGCCAUGUGUCAGACCGGGUUUGUGUUUGAUGAGAACACAGGGAUGUACUACGACCACAGCACGGGGUUUUACUACGACUCGGUGAACCAGCUGUACUACGACAAUAACACAGGGAUCUACUAUUAUUAUGACGCAGAGAGCGGAAAAUAUGAAUUUCACUCCAGAAUCGAACUGCAGAACGACACUCCGUCCACCGAAAGGAGCUACAGCGAGUGGAAAAGCUGGAAACUCAAGAAGCUGAUGAGCGAACUCAAGAACGAGAUCAAGAACAAGCCAAAGGACGAUAAUAAGGACAAGGCAAAGAAGGAUGCCAAAGAAGAUCUGAAAACCACCAACAAGAAGCCCCAAGAACCCCGAAAACCAAGACCAAAGUCCAGAUCAAAAUCCCGGUCUAGAUCCAGGAGUCCGGGACGGAGAAGAAAAUCUAGAGGAGACGGGAGGCGGAAGUUUAGAGAGGAGUCACCUCAUCGGGACCGGAGCCGGGACCGGAGCCGGGACCGGAGCCGGGACCGGAGCCGGGACCGGAGCCGGGACCGGAGCCGGGACCGGAGCCGGGACCGGAGCCGGGACCGGAGCCGGGACCGGAGCCGGGCGAGAUCCAGCUCUAGAACCAGGUCUAGGGACAAGUCCAGAUCCCGAAGGAGGAGGAAAGAGGAGAAAAGAAGGAGAAACAGGAGAGAGGAGACGCGAAGCAACGGGUCAGAAAUGAACAGUGAACCCGAGGAAGGAGAGCUAUCGGAGAGCGAGAGAGAGACUACACCUGAGUCUGAGGAGAGAGGCGAUGAGGAGAAACGAAGGAAGGAUAGAGGGAGGAGAGGAGAUGAGGAGCUAGAAGAGCAGACUCUGGAGGAGAUGGAGAUGGAGUUGGAUGCAGCCCAGGGAGCGUGGCCCCCUUGUGUUCGUGUGACGGUGGUGCGCUCUCCUGUACUGCAGGUCGGGACUCUGUUCAUCCUCACGGCCGACUGCACAGCUACGAUUGGACGGGAGAAGGACAUGGACCACGCCAUCAGGAUCUCAGAGAUGGGCGUCAGUAAGUUUCAUGCAGAGGUUUUCUUUGAUGCGGAGCAGCAGUGUUACAUGCUCGUGGACCAGGGCUCUCAGAACGGGACUGUCAUCAAUGGGAACCGCAUCCUACAGCCUAAGCAGAAGUCUGCGCCUCAGCCCCUGACUCAUGGGGAUGAGGUCCGGAUGGGAGAUACGGUACUUUCCUUCCACAUUCAUCGUGGCACCGACACCUGUGAUGGCUGUGAACCAGGACAGAUCCUCGCCCACCUCAGCAAGUACCCCCGACCACAGCCAGGGGGAGCAGCCAGCAGGGAGGACAAGGAGAUGCUCAGAGUCAAAGAGCUCAAGAACCUCAAGGCCAAGUACGGGAUACAGAGUAAUGAGGAGUCUGCGGCCCUGAAGAAUCCUCGGUACAGAGACAGAGCUGAGUCCAGGAGGCAGGCUGUGGGCAGCGAGGGCGUGUUUCAGAGGGAUGAUGCUCCAGCUUCAGUGCACCAAGAGAUCGCUGAGGGGAACAAAGGGAGGAAGAUGUUGGAGAAGAUGGGCUGGAAGAGAGGAGAGGGUCUGGGGAAGGAGGGCACUGGCAUCAGGGAUCCGAUCGAGUUGAAGAUCCGAAAGGCUCAGUCGGGUCUCGGAGCCGCGGCGGCCGUUGCCGUGGAUGACGCUUCUCUAAACAAAUCAAAGAAUCAGAAAAACUGGGACAAAGCUCGAGAACGCUUUGCCGAGACCUGCACGCCCAGAACGCUGCCCCCUGCUGGAGAGGAGGAGGGUACCGCAGCGUGGGUGAGGGGGCCCACAGAGGGGGCGCUACAGAGCUGAACACAUGAGACUCUGUGAAUACUACUUUAUUCAAACGAAGAACUUUGGUUUGGAGGCAGCGAACAAGUGUUUGCCUUUCCCAGAAUGCAUCAGUGUGGAGCGAUGAGGU
Messenger RNA from Periophthalmus magnuspinnatus, 3011 nucleotides. RefSeq names its product angiogenic factor with G patch and FHA domains 1 (gene aggf1). Lineage: Eukaryota; Metazoa; Chordata; Actinopteri; Gobiiformes; Gobiidae. The transcript is spliced from 15 exons. Gene Ontology annotation, biological process: vasculogenesis. Gene Ontology annotation, molecular function: nucleic acid binding; protein binding. Bases 155 to 2902 code for a protein of 915 amino acids. The record is from RefSeq and is a predicted model, not a curated record.